Messenger RNA from Penicillium griseofulvum, 1023 nucleotides. RefSeq names its product NAD-dependent epimerase/dehydratase. NCBI's taxonomy places the organism in Eukaryota, Fungi, Ascomycota, Eurotiomycetes, Eurotiales, Aspergillaceae. The record is from RefSeq and is a predicted model, not a curated record. Gene Ontology annotation, molecular function: oxidoreductase activity, acting on the CH-OH group of donors, NAD or NADP as acceptor. The transcript has 5 exons. Bases 1 to 1023 code for a protein of 340 amino acids.
AUGGAUAAACAGCUCUACUAUCUGCCCCAGGGCUCGCGAAUCCUCGUAACUGGCGCCAAUGGCUACGUUGGAAGCAAUGUCAUCCACAGUCUACUUGAACUAGGAUUCAAGGUGCGCGGAACUGUCCGUUCAGAAAAGCCAUGGCUCGAUAAGAUGUUCCAGGAGAAGUUCGGACGGGACGCAUAUGAAUCUGUUAUUCUUGCUAACUUUGAGAACGUGGAUACCCUGGCUGAGGUGAUGGAUGGUGUAUCCGGUGUGGCACAUGUGGCAUCGGAUCUCAGCUUCAGCUCCAACCCAGAAGAGGUCGUGCCCUGGGUGUUGAGAGCUGUUCAUAAUGUGUUGGAGGCCUGUUCGAGACAUCGUGAUAUCAAGCGGGUUGUCAUGACCUCUUCUGCGAUCGCGGCUUUGUUCCCCCAGCCGAAUAAGGAGGGUAUUGUUGUUCGUGAGGAUUCUUGGAAUCACGAAGCUAUCAAGCAAGCCUAUGAUCCGAAUUCUCCAGAGCAUAUGAUGGGUUGGAUUUGUUACGCAGCUUCCAAGACCGAGGCAGAGAAGGCAGCAUGGAAAUGGGUGGAGGAGAACAAGCCAGGCUUCCAAUUCAAUACUGUAUUGCCUGAGUUUACUCUCGGGAGAGUCCUACAUGAAAAUAUCCCCGGCUCGACAAUGGGGUGGGUCCGCGGCCUGAUUAAGGGGAAUGCCGCUCCAUUCGAAGGAUUCCCUCCACAAUACUUCUGCGAUGUCAUCGACAUUGCGCGUCUGCACGCAGCAGCUCUGCUCGACCCGAAUACUGUCUCCCGCCGACUCUUCGGGUUCGCUGCUCCUAUGAGCCUCACUGAUAUAAUCGCGGUUAUUCGCAAGCUCCGACCUGAUAACACUUUGAUCCCUGCUGCGCCUCUUGACGAGGGACGUGAUCUGAGUGAAAUUAUCCCCGCCAAGGAAGCAGAACAGCUCCUGCGGGACUUCUUUGGACAGGAAGGGUGGACAUCCUUGGAGGACAGCAUUGCACAGGGCAUUGAGGGGUGCUGA